CCCCGUGGGACGCGACAUCGUGUAUGCGUCUGCUUUUAGUGAUAAUGACGUUGUGUUUUAGCAUUGAAAACAGCUGGACAGUGUGGCAGAGAUGUCGAGGGCAUAUAAGGCGGCAGGCAGCGAGUCUGGGAGGAUUUCAGCUCCACGAUGGGAAGAACCUCAAGAUUUCUGUAACCCUGACAAACUGCUGUUGUGCCCCUAUGACCCACAUCAUCUGAUCCGGGCCUGCCGGUUCCCCUACCACCUCAUCAAAUGCAGGAAGAAUCACCCUGAAUUGAUCAGUGAAUUAUGGACAUGUCCAUUCAAUGCACGCCACUUGAUGAGAAAAGAUGAGCUGUCACAUCACAUCCUAACCUGUGUGGACCGAUGUGCUGUUAGGGAGACCUACGUGGCAAGUGAGAAGACUGAUAGCAAGUUUCAAACCCCAGUGAGCACCUGGACUGCACCCGUGUGUGAUGAAGACUGGGAUGAAGAAGUGGACAAGCAUGCAACCGCAGCGCCAUCUUUUGUCAGGGAUGUGUCCAAAUCGCUUCCUCAGGACAGGGAGAACAACUGCAUUUCCAGAAAUGCGAUUUCUGGUCUCAGGGCGCCACGAAUUCUUCCCUGGACGAGCAGCUGUACUGAUUUUUGAGCUUUUUAA
Messenger RNA from Rhinichthys klamathensis goyatoka, 640 nucleotides. RefSeq names its product gametocyte-specific factor 1. NCBI's taxonomy places the organism in Eukaryota, Metazoa, Chordata, Actinopteri, Cypriniformes, Leuciscidae. The record is from RefSeq and is a predicted model, not a curated record. The transcript has 6 exons.